CUUGGAAGAUUUAGCUCCCUCUGCUUCCUGCCCCUCUAAACCAAACUGCUUGUUCUCAUCUGCUUCUACUGUGCUCUUCAUCUUCAGAGUGAACUUUGGUCUAAACGAUUCAGAAGCGAAAGCUGCUAGUCGGAGUUGUACAACUGAGAGAAUAAUUCCAGAGAGCUCUUUCUCUUUUGUCAAAGGGUUUCACCAAUGGCGAUAAAGAUGAAGGGGAUCUUCAAAGGACUGAAGAUAUUUUCUCAAAUGUUUGUGCAUAAGGAACAUGAGAUGGAGAUUGGGUACCCUACAGAUGUAAAGCAUGUGGCCCACAUAGGUCUGGGCACCAGUGACACAUCUCCAAGCUGGAUGGCUGAAUUCAAGGGGACAGAUGAUUUAUCAGCAGGCUCUGUGAGCACAGCCGCGCAGUCAAGGCAGACUUCUUGGGCCUCUGCAGACUUCGAGCAGCCAAGAAGCAUGCUGCCCAUUGAGAUGUUCCAGGACAGCAGGCCCGGGCAAGAGAACCCAGACAUGGCAAGGGGGCAGAGGAAGGCGAAGAGGAAGAAGAAGAACAGGGCGUCGUCGCCUGCUUCGUCAGCAAGGUCAUCUUCCUCGAGGUCCAGAGCCUCAUUUGCGACGGCGUACGAUGCCUUCAGCGAGUCCCAGAGAGGGUUCCGGGUCGCCUGAAUGGAACAAACCACCAUGCGUGCGUGAAUGCAGAUCGAUCGCCAUGCCUGUAACUGUAAAUGAUUUCGGUUUAGGUAGACAGCUUGGUUUGCAGUUGUUUGAUUCUUUGUUUUUCUUUGCAGUAAGGUGUAGUUGGAAAUGGAAAGGGAAAUUGACUCAAAGUUAAUGCUGA
Molecule: messenger RNA, 838 nt
Organism: Sorghum bicolor (sorghum)
Lineage: Eukaryota; Viridiplantae; Streptophyta; Magnoliopsida; Poales; Poaceae
Product: CRIB domain-containing protein RIC10
Exons: 5
Coding region: 196-666 (156 amino acids)
Source: RefSeq, a predicted model, not a curated record